AUGCUCAAUCCUCGUACCUUCUUCGACUUCUCAAUUCAUCAAGGGGAGCCUAGGCGGGUGAUCUUCGAACUCUUCAAAGAUGUCGUACCCAAAACCGUUGAGAACUUCCGUGCAUUGUGUACAGGUGAACGAGGGAUGAGCACACAAAAUCCAGAAACGCCUCUAUGGUUCAAAGAUUCAGUCAUUCAUCGGAUAGUCCCAGGAUUUAUGAUCCAAGGAGGUGAUUUUAUACAACAUAACGGGAAAUCGGGGGAAUCCAUCUAUGGGGGGGAAUUUGAGGACGAGAACUUUGACUUGAAAUGUGACCGUGAAGGGCGAGUGAUCUUUUCCCAUGAAUGCUAUCAGCUACUCGUAAUGGCUAACAAAGGACCCAACACAAACCAGUCACAAUGGUUCAUCACACUCCGCCCGGUAGAGCAUCUCAAUGACAAGCAUGUGGUUUUCGGACGCGUUCAGUCUGGAUUUGAUGUGAUCGAAAGUAUCGCAACAGUGGAAACAGAUCCCAAAAAACAUCGGCCACUUGGGGGCUAUGACGUUGUCAAAAUCGUACACUGUGGUGAGCUCGAACUCAAGAAAAAGAUACAGCAGCCUACAGAAGAGCGAGGGCGCCAGAAAAGUCAGUCAGUGUGA
Molecule: messenger RNA, 630 nt
Organism: Melampsora larici-populina 98AG31
Lineage: Eukaryota; Fungi; Basidiomycota; Pucciniomycetes; Pucciniales; Melampsoraceae
Exons: 5
Coding region: 1-630 (209 amino acids)
Biological process (GO): protein peptidyl-prolyl isomerization
Cellular component (GO): intracellular membrane-bounded organelle
Molecular function (GO): peptidyl-prolyl cis-trans isomerase activity
Source: RefSeq, a predicted model, not a curated record